GAUCCAUUCAGGCGAACUUUAACUGUCUUUGUGUUAAGGCUGUUAUACUAUUCGUUCAUAGCGAACAAAGACAAUAUCAAAUAAUUUCUUAUUGCUUAAAUACUAAAUAGUAACGCAAUAUAGAGCACGAUUUCUUAGAUAUCUAAGAAAUAUAUAUUGUAAACGUUUUUUUUUACUGGUAAAUAAGAACACCGCAGUUUCAAAAUAUACAAUAAAUAAAUUCAAUCCUCAGUAGAGCUGUAUAAGAGUUAUCGUUACUGAUCUUCUGGGCCAAUCGUUUUUGUCACUAUUUGUUAUUUAUUGUUGAGUCGUAUCUCAAGUAAAUACAAACAUUGUAGCGUCCCUCUUAUCAGCUGGUCUCUAUUGUGAACUUCGAAACUUAAGAGUCUACUUUUUAUGUUUGCUUUGGGUUGGAGAAAGUCUGAACACAUUGAACAGGCACUCUAGUAGCAUGGAGAGAAUGACUUUAUAUUCUUUCAUGUUUGGUGCUAUUAUAUUCUCAAAGUUUGUAGCAGAGGGCAAGAUAACAUGUUUCUAUAGUUCAGAUGUCUUACAGUCAUCAGAUUUACACAGCAGUUUGUGUACAUAUAUAUCAGAUCUAUCAUCAGAUCCUGUUCAAAAUACAAUAGCAACUAGUGCGUUUGAUUCGAGCAACUCAAAUUUUGAUAUAAGCACCACCUUCAAUUUAGAAAGCAGUGCCUCAGAUAUAAACGAUCCAGAAACGAAUUCUAUUUCAUCAACACAUUUUUAUAGUGAUACCUCUGAUACACCUGUUGAUUUAACUAGCUUGGGGACUGACUUAAGCUCUUUUUCACCUUUAGUAAGUGCCACACAAACAUCAGAUAUUAAAAGUACAGACUUUGAGACUUCUGGAAAUUUUAUGAGCAGUGAUGUGAGCUCUUCUACGUAUUCAGUAAAUGCUGAAACUAAUCUAAACAGCAAAAUAUUAGGUCCUUCUCUUGUCAACAGUCUUUCUACAGACACUGAAAGCAUCGGAGUCUCCUCAAGCAUAAUUGCUUCUGAAAUAUUUCCUUCUAGCAAUGAUGAUCAGUCAAACACAGACCCCCUUCUAUCCACAAUGGUUGAAACAUCUUUAACAAGAAACGAUUACUCUGAAUCUAAUGAAAUAUCGUAUGCAAGCAGCGAUAUCUCUGAAUCCUCUAAAACAUCUUUUGAAAGCAACGAUAUUUCUGAUUCUGCAAAGUCCACAUCCGCCUCUUCAUCACAAGAUAUGACAGUGGAUACGACAAUGUUUUACACAUCCGAUUCAUCGCUAACUCAAGCUUACGACCCAAGCACCUUAGUUUCAGAGAUGGAUAGUUCGGAACUAAGUGUUAGUCCAACGUUACCACCCAGCAGUGUAGAAGUGUCUAGAAGCUCGAGUGCAGUUGAUGAAAUAAUAUCUUCAACUUUAGGCGUAGGGGUCUCUCUGUUUUCAAGCUUUGCUGAAACUUCAACCCCUGAAACUGCAACACCUGAAACUUCAACCCCUGAAACUGCAACACCUGAAACUUCAACACCUGAAACUUCAACACCUGAAACUUCAACCCUUGUUGUAGAAUCUAGUCUUGUAGAACUAUCCAAUAAUUCUAUUGUAAUGGUAUCAUUGGAGUCAUCAGAGCCCAGUUUAUUUUUAUCAGAGAGUACAAAUCAAGGAUUAGAAAUAACUUCUGUAGAAUUAUCACAAAGUUCUGUUGUAUUGUUUUCAUUACUGUCAUCAACACCAGAAUUAGCGGUCUCUGAUAUUUCUAUUACAAGAGAAACUGAGACUCUAUCAUUAGAAUCAAUUUCUAUUUUUUCAUCAGAUAUUUCAGAUCAGGUGGCCUCAACAGAAGCAUUCACAUCUAGUACAGAGUUGUCGGACUUGUCACAGACUAUAUACACGAAUACUGAAACACUAGAAACAAGCUCUUCGACAGGAUCAGAAAGUUCUAUUGAAAUGGUUACAACAGACCAAACAACACCCUGUUUAACGUUGUCUGAUACUACAGAUUAUACAGUAAGUGCGUCUUUAGCAUCUGAAACUAGCGCUGCAGCAGUGUCAGAGAAUUCUCAUGUGCUAUCAACAGAACUAAUUGCACCAAGUUUAACAUUGUCUGAUACUUCAGAUUUUACUGUAAGUACUACUACAGCAUCGGAAACUAAGACUACAACAGUAUCAACAGAGUCAAUGUCACCAAGUUUAAUUUCUGAUACUUCAGAUUCUACUUUAAGUAUUAGUACACCAGCAGAGACAAAUAGUGCGGCGUUAACAGAUAGCUUUAUUGUAAUGGUUUCUUCUGAGUCAAUUGCACUAACCGUAUCGAGGUCAGAUUCCUUAGAUACUAUAGCAACUGACUUUUCUACUUCAGCAUCGGAGACUGUAAUUGGAACGGAUUUAGGAAGUUCUCUAACACCUAUUUCCACACAUUCAGCAACACCAAAUUUAGCAUCGUCUGAUUUCUUACAUUCUAUUUUAAGUGCUACUCUAACAUUGGACACUAACACUGUAGCGGUGACAGAGAGUUCCAAUGUAGUGGUUUCGUUGACACCAAGCCUAACAACUUCCCAGCCAACAUCUCAUUUAGAGAUAGAGAGUUCGUCAACAAAUUGGAUAACACCAUCAGCUACACUUAACAGUACACCUACAACACCAUCAGCUACACUUAGCAGCACAGCUACUACACCAUCAGCUACACUUAGCAGUACAUUUACUACACCAUCAGCUACACUUAGCAGUACAUUUACUACACCAUCAGCUACACUUAGCAGCACGGCUACAACACCAUCAGUUACACUUAGCAGCACGGCUACAACACCAUCAGCUACACUUAGCAGUACAGCUACUACACCAUCACUAACUGACUUGAAUACAACAUCUGCCAUCACUUCAACAACAACGUCAACAGUGUUGCCCCUAGAAACAGAAGAAAGAAAUGUUACAUUUGAAUUUAACCUGGACGCAAAUGUGACAAUCACAGAUAAUCUUAAAAGAGAUAUAGAAGCUCAGCUCUUAAAUUUAUUUAGACCUUGGAUGAAAGACUUACAGGGAGUUCAUAUCUAUAAUGUAAGUGUAGAUCCACGUCAACGAUCAUUCAAGCUAAAAGCAGACGUGGGAUUUAUUCUAGACUCCAGGAAUUCAAUACAGCAAUUAACAACAGGAUUAACUAAAUAUAAAGAUGAAAAACAGAACCAUCCUUUAAUGCUAGGCACAGUUAACGCUACUCUAGCUGACAUUAAAGUGAACAAUGUCUCAUUUAGCAGUUUGAAUGACGACUGUGAAAAGGCUAAACACAUUUCAGGCUGUAGGGAUUCCUGUGAUGAUCCUCGAGUAGAGGAAGUCUGCAGAAAAUCUGACAAUAUAGAUGACUUAAUCAUUGGACUCGCUGUGGGCAUCCCGCUCUUUGUGUUGACCAGUUUGUUAAUCAGUCUGCUAGUCUGCAUCUACAGGAGGAGGAAAAGGAAAGAAAAAUACAUGGAUGAAAAAGACAUGCCUGAUAUUUAUAUGGGAAAUCUGUUUGCCUCAUCAUUUGCUAAACAGAACAUGCGAUAUCCAAAUGGUGAGUAUGAUAAAAUCUCCAACGGUUCAUCCAAUGGCUCCUACAGUUCAAAGAAGAAAGUUCCUAAGACAACUUCUGGUGAUGAGCAAUCGCGUUGGUACAAUUCACUUCAGCACCAACCGAAAAGUGGCUUUAAAGGAAAUUUUUCUUGGGAUUUCUUAUACAGUGGGGAAACAUUUAAAAUACAAAGGCCCAAGUUAAAUGCGCUAUCUACAGAUUUGUAACUAGAUCUGAACAAUGCCUUCACGCUUAACGUAGGAAAACUGUGAUGUAUCAAUCACUGGAGAUAUGUUUGUAAAGUAAAAAAAUUGACAAGGGUAAUACAAGGCAAAGAACUAUGAAAACGAUCAUUAUUAGCAAGAGGACAAACCAUUGGAGACCCUUUCUGUGUUUACUUAAUAGUUGGCAAGUCUUAGUUAUGGAAAAAAUGUAUAAUUUAUAUAAAUACUGAUAAGUCGGAUGUAAAUGUAUCAUUAUAUUUUGUAUUUUUAUACAUGUAAUUACAAUGUAAAUGAGGCUUUAUAUUAGAUUAUGAUGUGAACUAAUGUGUCUAUGCAUACAAUACAAUAGUUCUUUGCCUUUAAGGCUCUGGUGCCACUGAGUAUCACUUUCAAACUCUUUACUCUGUCCAGAUACUUGACAUACUUGACUUUUUCUGUUGAAGUAUAUGGCUGUAACUACUUCACCAUCGGAGUCCUGGAUGAGUCCCCUCAGGUCCGAUGACGUCCUUCCUUCUGUCUUUGCUUCUUUGUUUGCUACUGAUCUCCUCCAGGUUUUUUCUUUGUCUGACAGUCUCUUCCCUGUGAGUUCCAGUCCAGAGCUUACGUUGCAAUAAUGUUCUUUGUUCUUCCUAUCGAACAUUCGAUUUAUGUCGCUAACAUUUCUCAUUGAAGGCCUGGAGCUUAGUUUCACACUUCUUUUGUAUAAAAUCAAAGAAUAGAUUUCACAGUGUCACAGAUAGGUUUAGAAGAAACAAAGCCACAAACAAACAAAUCUUUCUGCCUAUGUAUGCCUUAUACUGAAUUGUCUGAAUAAGAGUAUUCCUAAAUCAUCACUAUUUUUAUAUAAAUCUUAUAAAACUUUUUUCAUUGCUGUUUAAGUCGUAGAACGACUAAACACAUCUCGCAGGUCGAGAUGAGAGUCGGGGAUUUAUCAAGUGUUGGAUUAUUAUCAAACGUAAUUUGACGAUCCCGAGUAACAGGAUAGUCCGGUACUGUUUGACACUAGCAUAGCAGGAUAUGACAAAGUGUUAUGCUGUUGGUUAAAAGAGUCCGAAGAUCACCAACUUGUGAUUUUUUUCCUCAGCUUUCUUUUCCAAUAUAUUUUUUUUAUAUCCGGGUAUAGAGUGCGAAUGAAUGGAUUCUGAGUUUUCCGUCUCAUCUUAAAUGUGAAAACCAAGGCUCUUCUGCUCCAAGCAGAUCACUCGCAAUGCCACCUUCUGCUCCAAGCAGAUCACUCGCAAUGCCACCUUCUGCUCCAAGCAGAUCACUCGCAAUGCCACCUUCUGCUCCAAGCAGAUCACUCGCAAUGCCACCUUCUCCUAAUGAAGACGACGUUCUCAUCUCAUUUAUUGAGAUUUUAAACCUAGGCCAAUGUGUUCGCAAUAACUCAAGACAUCAUUGAAUAGUCACCAAAACUUAGAAGCGUGUUAGUUGUUGCCGAUGAUAUUUAUAUUUCAUAAAUCAUUUAAAUAAAAGUAAAUUUAAAAAAAAAAAUG
Molecule: messenger RNA, 5256 nt
Organism: Biomphalaria glabrata
Lineage: Eukaryota; Metazoa; Mollusca; Gastropoda; Planorbidae
Product: serine-rich adhesin for platelets-like
Exons: 12
Coding region: 452-3763 (1103 amino acids)
Source: RefSeq, a predicted model, not a curated record